CGUGAAAGUGCACGAAAAAAACGUCAAAAAGGUGAAAACCAAAAUAAAAUUCCACUUCUAGUUCGUGAAAAAAAUAUUCAAUCUGCUGAUUUGGGAAAUUAAAAUUCCUUCUAAAAUCAGCACCUUUCCCGUCAGAUUCGGCUUCCGUUUUUAUCUCGCUUUGUAAUUUACGGCGCACGGUUAGGAAUCAACGCGAAUCAGGAUGAAACCAUCGUCCAAAGUGGUGGCGUAAUUUUGCGAUCGAUUCGUACGUGGAAUAAGUCGGGAGAUGCUUCUUCGUUCGUUGCGUGCUGCUGAAGAAAACAUCCAUUGCUCAUCGUCGUCGUCGUCGUAACAAAGGGGAUUGUGUGAGGUUCUUGUGUGCUUUCUCUUCCUGUGAAGCGAGAAGGGGGGAAACAAUACCGAAAGAACAAUGCUGGAACCGAAAGGCGCCGAUUCGCAGCAGCAGCAACAAGAGGAGCUGGAUAGGAAUUUGGGCAAUGAGGUUCCAGCAAAAAUCGGUACUGGUGGCGACGAAAAUGUGGUGGCGGAGGAAGCGGAAAAGAGUCGUGAGCUACAGCUGGAACUUAAGCGGAUACGGGACGAGUUUAACCAGCAGCGGGCCAAGAUGAAGGAAUUGUACCUGGCGAAGGAAGCGGAAUGCAAGCGAUUUUCGAAGGAAGCCGCCUCGGCGCGCAAAGAACUAGAGGACGCCAAAUCGCAAAUCAUGGUAAUGGAGUACAACCGCGAGAAGGAUCUUGAGGAGCAGAACCGACGAGCACAGGAAGAGAUUAUGACGCUUCAACAGUUGGUCCAGGAAACUGUGGAUGAGUCCACGUUCAGUCACGACGAGAUGCGACGCCUGGCGGAGGAAAACGAACGUCUCCGGACGGAACAGCACGACCUGAAGGAGGCACUUGCCGCGGCACAGCAGGAUUCGCCGAGCUUGGCACCGGUGCUGAACCAGGCCAAGAAGAUCAUCCGUAAGCUAGGGGCAGCCGAUUCCAACAGCCACGACAAUCUGGAGGAUUCCAUGCGGAAGGUAAACAAAUAUGCCCAGGAAGAUGCGGAAGUGCUGCGGUCGCUAGUCGUUCCCCUAGAAGAAGAAAUCAAAACCCUGAAAGAGAAACUACGAGACGCCUACGAAGAAAUGGAAAAGCAUCGCGGCGAAGAAUCGCGAAAGCCCCCAGAAUCGGCCCUGGUUGGAAUGCUAAAGGAAGCGGCCCAGAAAGAUCCUCCGGCUCCGAAAGAGUUGGAAAACCCUCAGGAACCCUCGGCCAGUUCUUCGACGUCCUGCGAAAUGUGUACCAAUUACGAAGCCAAGCUGGUCCAGUGCCAGGAACAGAUCAACGGCGAAAAGCAAAAGGCCCAACAGCUGGAGAAGAGCGUCGAGCGGAUGCGGGAGGAACUGGCCAAAGAGGGUGCUAUGCGAGCGGAUUUGGAAGCUCAGUGGCAGCAGAAACGGGAAGAUCACAAGGCCGAGGUGCAACGACUGAACGAGCAGACGGCCACAGCGGAACACGAACUGGCAGCGCUGAGGAAAGACUACGCCCAGCUCAAGCAGACCGUGAACGACGAGCUGCAGAAGCUGACGGAGGAACGGGAACAGGUCUACCGACAUCUGGAAGUGCUGCAGAAAGACAACGAAUUCCUCUCGGGUAAAUACCUGGAGAAUUCCGAGAUGCUCAAGGACCAGGAGAUCAACCUCCCACAGAGUAUCGACGAACUGCACGAGCUGGUUCUGACUCUUCAUGAGAACCUGAUCGUAACGAAAGCGGGUUGUGAGUUUGCCGAGCGGAAAACGCUUAGCAUGCAGGAUGAGGUGGCUCUGUUGAGAGACCAGCAGCAUAACCGGGAGCGGGAAGUCCGUCGGGCCGAACGAGAUUACCAUAAUAAGGUCGCUCAGCAAGAGGAACAACUCCGGCAGCAGUACCAGCACUACCAACGGUUAGCCGCCCACAAAGAAGAACUGGAACGAGCCGACGCCGACAACAAGCGCCAGAUAUCGGAACUCCGGAUGCAAACCAUCGAGCUGCAGGCCACCAACGAAAAGCUAGACAAACACAACGUGGACCUCAAGAACAAGAUGAGCGUGCUGCAGGAAGACCUGGCCAACAACGAGGCCGUCCAGAAGGACUUUGUCAAGCUGUCCCAAUCGCUGCAGAUGCAGCUGGAGAAGAUCCGCUCGGCGGACACGCAAGUCCGCUGGCAGGACGAGGACGACAUCGACCAAUGCGCGAACUGUCGGAAGGAGUUCACGGUGACCCGGCGGAAGCAGCACUGUCGCCACUGUGGCACCAUCUACUGUCAGACGUGUCUCACCAAGACGGUUCCGACGGGACCGAACCGGCGGCAGGCCCGGGUCUGUGACGUGUGCCACACGCUGCUGGUCCAGGACACGGCGCCCUACUUUAGUCGGGAACCACCGCAAUCGCCCUGAGCGGACUUCACAUUUAGUUAGUGUUCUUGUCCUGGGUUGGUCCAAAUGGGUUGAAGUUGUUUGGCUUGAGGACGACUUCUGGUCAUUUGGACCACGCCCACUCCAUGUACGUGUAAAUGUAAUUCUAUGGCGAGCGUCGUUUUGCUGCCAGAGGGUUAGUGCUGUUAGCUACAAUAUGUUAGGUACGUUCCGUUGGGGUUGGGGAAGCGCGAGGGGUAAUCAGAACCGUAAUCCAAAGCUAUCGAUUGACAAUGAGAAAGAGAGAUCGAGAAUCAAGAUCGAAAAGUGCAUAUGAGCGAACGAGAAAGAGAGAGACAGACAAAGCAUGUUUUAUUAACCUAAUUCAAAUUUUAGUGUACAUUUAUCUCUUUCGCUUUGUCGUAAUACAAAACAAAACUUUAAAAGGAAUACAACACUACUUACAAAAAGGAAGCAUUGAAAAAUAUAGGAUUCGUUACUAACCGA
This is a messenger RNA of Aedes albopictus (Asian tiger mosquito), 2884 nucleotides long. RefSeq names its product rab GTPase-binding effector protein 1 (gene Rbpn-5). Lineage: Eukaryota; Metazoa; Arthropoda; Insecta; Diptera; Culicidae. Gene Ontology annotation, cellular component: intracellular membrane-bounded organelle. The transcript has 5 exons. The record is from RefSeq and is a predicted model, not a curated record. The coding region runs from base 413 to 2419 and encodes 668 amino acids. Gene Ontology annotation, molecular function: metal ion binding; GTPase activator activity; growth factor activity. Gene Ontology annotation, biological process: endocytosis.